Messenger RNA from Acaulospora morrowiae, 566 nucleotides. The record is from the annotation of a GenBank genome assembly. NCBI's taxonomy places the organism in Eukaryota, Fungi, Glomeromycota, Glomeromycetes, Diversisporales, Acaulosporaceae.
CAUGGAAGGUGUACGGAAUAGAUAUUAUUCAUUGGGCUUUUCGGACAUAAGAGCGACCAUAGGCAAGACAAAGAAAAGAAUUGGAAAAUUAAUAGAGAUACACAAUGAUUAUAAUAAGACUGAAGAUGGUCCCACUAAGAUCGAAGAAUUGGAAGCAAAAUGGGAAAAACAUAUUGAGAAAUUGAAGAAAAAUCUGGCACAUAUGAAGAAACUCCGAGUUAACUUUGAUUUUCCUAUGGAAUUACUGGAUUCAAGGUUAUCAACAAUGAAUAGUUUGCAAUUGAAACAAGCAUCAGCGUCGAUAGGAAUAUCUGAAAGUCAUGAGAAUAAACUCAGCAUUAAUUCUUCGUCUGCUGAUCCUAUAAUAAAUGAUCAGGCAUCUGUGAUUCCAGACCAAACAUUUUUAAUGGAAAGUUGUUCAAAGGACAAAAUUCUGAAUGAGAAUGAUAAUUUAAAAGUAGCUCGGGUGAUUAAACUUCAGGAUCAAACUUCAAUCAUUAAUAAUGACCAGAUAAAUAAAAAUCAGGAUAAAAAGUUCGUUAUCAAAGAUCUAAGCAUUCAGAACG